UAUGCGCGCCUCGUGAUUUACGGGAGGAACGUGACUGGACGUGACGACGACGGCACGGCAAUGCGCCGCCGUCCAUGCAUGGCGACGAUGAAAUAACGCUUUCACGAGCGCGCGAAACGAUAUAAUCGUGGAGAGAACCGAUCGGCGGAGAACACGGCAAUGCGCAGCGUAAUUGUGAUGUGUCCGUGCAAUACUGUCAACGGUCAGAUCCUCGCUCUUCUCUGCAGAUGUUUCUCGGUGCCAGGUGCCUAGAACACAGCCUGCAAAAUGGGAAAAUUGUUGUCGAAGAUCUUUGGCAACAAGGAAAUGCGCAUCCUAAUGUUGGGAUUGGAUGCGGCGGGUAAAACUACAAUAUUGUAUAAACUUAAACUAGGACAGUCUGUGACAACUAUACCAACUGUAGGAUUCAAUGUAGAAACAGUUACCUAUAAGAAUGUUAAAUUUAACGUGUGGGAUGUAGGUGGUCAAGAUAAAAUACGUCCGUUAUGGCGUCAUUACUAUACAGGAACGCAAGGACUUAUUUUUGUAGUAGACUGCGCGGAUCGGGAUAGGAUCGACGAAGCCCGCCAAGAACUUCAUCGAAUCAUAAAUGACAGGGAAAUGCGGGAUGCGAUCAUUUUAAUAUUCGCGAAUAAACAAGAUCUUCCGGAUGCUAUGAAACCGCACGAAAUACAGGAGAAACUGGGAUUAACUAGGAUACGAGAUAGAAAUUGGUACGUUCAGCCAUCUUGUGCCACAACGGGAGACGGGCUUUACGAGGGCCUUACGUGGUUAACCAGUAAUCAUAAAUUAUGAGCAAAUAUUUAUUUUUCACAAAUUAGCUAUAUAUACAGAGAAUACACGUUUGCUUUGUAUUUUUUAUUUUUAAUUUAUCAUGUGGAGGCUCCCGUUAAGACGAACAACUGACAAUGAUACAUUUGACGACAUCUUUUUUACGAGUAAAGUUAUCACAGGUGCAAAAGGGGAAAAAACAAACAAUAUAAAGAUAACUAUUAAUGGUGUGUUCCAAUAAUACUGAUACUAGAUGAAUAGUAAUUUAUUGUAAACGAGGUACCAAGGGACGUGACCUUUGUUAUGCUAGCUAUUUAUCCCAUUUCAUGGAAAUAAUUAUUGAAUAGAGUUACGCUAGCGGGUUUAAUAUCGCUCUGUACAUGUAACAUAUUCACACAAGUGUACUGUUUCAUGAGACAUACAAGUUGUACAAGUUUAAAAAGAAAAAGAAAAAAUUUACGAGAAUCUAGUUAUGAUAUUACACGAGGUUCACAGAUUCACAAGGAUUGGUAUACUGUAUAACUUACCUUUGCAGGAUCAUAUCUAAUAUCUAUGUAACUGUUAUUUGAGCGGAGUUGCGUUUCUCGAGCGGAAAGUACCUCAGGUUUUUUAACGAAACGCGGCUAGAUUUUUAACUUCGCAAUAUCUUGUUGUCAAAAAGGCUAUCUCUAAUGUGUACUAUAUAAUAUUCAUACAUACAUAUAGCCCGUGAGUAUAAUACGUAAAUAAAUUUACCAUACCUACAUUGAGGCUUUAUAUAGUACAGCGACAUUAUUUCGUUAGUAAACAUUUUUGCUAUUUAGAGUUCUGUGCCGAAAAAUUGCUUUUAAUUUAUUUUUUUUUCUUUUUUGGAUAAUGUCUUCCAACGCGCGUAUUUUAAUUAGCUCCCUUAAUUAGCAUCUUUUUCCGCUUAUCGUGAUCACGGGUGGUCGAAAUGCGAUAAUAUCUAAUCAUCAGACUUAUUAUGAUUACGCACAAGUCACAGAGUAUAGGAAGCAAUGCAAUAAGGAGUUAUCGGUUUACUGAUAUUGUGAGCUCAAAAACCAAAAAAAAAGAAAAGAAAAGCGAGGAAAGGAAACAAUGUUACAAAGAACGUAACAGCAUUGAAUCUGCCAAUAUUUUUUACUGUUUAAGUGAGUAUUGGAUAAUAAAGCAUAUUAGUAUUAGGUCGCAACGAUCGGAUCGUUAAGAGCAACAUUUUAAACGGAUGAGAUAAAUGUUUCCGUUUCAUUUCUCAUAGCAUAAUCCAUAGAGUAAGACUAGUAAGAAUAUACUUCGAGAUUCAUAAUUGAUUCGUAGAAGUUUACAAGUGUUCAAAAUGUUUGUGUAUGAUUAUCGAAUCAAAUUGAGUUACGAGUAAAUAAUAGCGAUGAUAUAUCUUUGUAAUUCAUGGAUGCAUUGACACCUUGUUUACAUUCCAUGGUACAUUAGCGAAUUAGACUAUUAGAGAAACAUUUUUAGUUAUAUGAAUGAUCUUCACAAUUGGAUUAUAACAAGAGAUCUUUCCAGACGUAAGUUUGUACAACUUUCCCAACAUCCGUACCAUUAAUAUUAAGUACUCAUUUAACUCACUUAAGAGAUGGUGUGAAUGUUGAACGCAUCGUCUGUAUAAAAAUCAUAAUCAGGCUUUGGAAAUGCUGAACUGUUUUCCAGAGAACGUUAGAUAUAUUACCUAGCACUCUAUGGUCACGUAUUUGUACAAUUUCAUGAACGUAAUCUCUACAUUUUUUAACACUGUUUCAAGCAUCGGUAUCAUUAUCAUGUACUCUCUCUCUCUCUUUAAUGAUAUAAAAAAAUAUAUGUAAUUGUGUUACGUUUUAUCAUCAGCUUUAGCAGAAGCCAUUUUCUUAUUAAAUGUGAUGUUAUGAUGUUAAUUGACGAACUUUUAUGUAUAUAAAUAUGUUUGAUAUAUUCCAGUUUAUGUCGAGCGUCUUAUAUGUUCCACAUAUCCAUACUAAUAUGCUAUAAAGAAAAAAAUACAAAUACUAAUACAAAUAAUAUAAAGAAGAAAUACAAUAACGAAUUACAUAUACGCGAAAAGUUUCUCGAGGACUAAUAGAAAAUAUUAUUUCACGGCAGUUUUGAUAGAAAAAAAAGGUUUAUAUAGGCAAGAAAAAAAAGUCGCUCUAAAAAGACAAUAUAAGUUCCAGAAGGAAAAUAAAUUUAAAUCUUUUUACAUAUAUCUGUUUAUUAAAUAAAUAAACUAUUUCACUUUUUAGCAUUGAGGUAAAUAAGUCAGAGAUAAUUCUAAAUUAUCAACUAUUUUGCUUCACUAAUAUCCAAAGCCUGAACGUAGCGAGAAUUUUACAGCAUUAAAGAAAAACCUAUGAUUAGUUUGUAGGAGUAAUUACUGUAAUUUUGUUACUACACGGCCAAUUAUGUCCAGUAGCAAUUUAAUAAAUUAAUGUGUUGUAGAGUUAAAGUUAUAAGUUUCAGAGAUAAAAUAAUGAAAAGGCCAAUGAAAGAUUACAAAUCUUGGACUCUAAAAUACAUGGUUUCCAAACUCAGUUCGGUGAAGAAAUUAUUUGAACAAAUAGUUUUGUUACGAUAUUGCGUUGCACUUGUCUUGCAGAAUAAAACAUUCGUAAAUAUUUAGAGUACAGUUGUGUCAUUUGAUACAAUUUUUAGGUAAUUUGAUAUUAUCAAUGUUACAUAGAGACCCUAAAAGUUAUUGCUAUUGAGAGAUUGAUGCGCUGGAGAUUUUUACUCAAGAUACUCAAGAAAAGGCAUACAAUAACGUGUCAUCCCUUUUAUUUAUACAUACACAUAGAUAUAUAUAUAUACCUAUUCUUUCGGUUAGAAGAAUAUCCAGGUGUGAUUUGCCAUUUAGAAAAUAAACGACAUUUGAUAAGUA
Temnothorax curvispinosus is the source of this 3625-nucleotide messenger RNA. RefSeq names its product ADP-ribosylation factor 6 (gene Arf51F). Gene Ontology annotation, cellular component: cytoplasm. Gene Ontology annotation, molecular function: GTP binding; GTPase activity. Gene Ontology annotation, biological process: intracellular protein transport; vesicle-mediated transport. Bases 268 to 795 code for a protein of 175 amino acids. Lineage: Eukaryota; Metazoa; Arthropoda; Insecta; Hymenoptera; Formicidae. The transcript is spliced from 5 exons. The record is from RefSeq and is a predicted model, not a curated record.